AUGCAUUUAUUUUUGCAGGAAUGUCAUCACAAAAGAAAUCCAGUACGGACGCAGCAAUCAAAUGUGGCACCUGUGGUGCACAAGGUCAUAAUGGUUGGAACAGGAGGCGUUGGAAAAUCUGCUCUAACACUUCAGUUCAUGUAUGAUGAGUUCGUCGAAGAGUAUGAACCAACAAAAGCAGAUUCAUAUCGAAAGAAAGUGGUGUUGGAUGGGGAAGAGUGUUCAAUCGAUAUCCUUGAUACAGCUGGUCAAGAAGACUACUCUGCGAUCAGGUAUUUUUGUUUUUCGCGUAGACAAGUCGAUGCAUUUAUCGCGGCGGUAAGCUGUGUAAAUCAAGCACUCUCAUGUUU
Messenger RNA from Cooperia oncophora, 350 nucleotides. The record is from the annotation of a GenBank genome assembly. Lineage: Eukaryota; Metazoa; Nematoda; Chromadorea; Rhabditida; Trichostrongylidae.